AUGAUCCUACGUGAUCACACGGGUGUGGUUAUCUACGCGGCAUGCAGAUGGAUCCAUAACUGCCUGGGCACACUGGAGCCGGAGUUAUCGGCAUGUGAGAAGGGCCUGAAUCUGGCAUCGCACUGGACUCCCUUACCUAUCCAGGUGGAGACAGACUGUGCAGAUAUCUUGAAGGCAUUCUCUGGUUCAAAUGGAAGAUCAAGGAAUAUGUUUCAGGUGACGGUUGUCUCGGAGAUGCUGCAAGAAAGAUCAAUGCAAAUCACAAAAAUCGGUAGAUCCCAGAAUAAGGCUGCACAUGCUAUGGCAGCGAUGGGUCGUGGUCAACAGUGUACAGCUUAUUGGUUAGAAAAUUCCCCCCAGGAGAUUAGCAUUGUCAUUUCAAACGAUUGA
Triticum turgidum subsp. durum (durum wheat) is the source of this 390-nucleotide messenger RNA. Lineage: Eukaryota; Viridiplantae; Streptophyta; Magnoliopsida; Poales; Poaceae. The record is from the annotation of a GenBank genome assembly.